Messenger RNA from Paecilomyces variotii, 1776 nucleotides. Its product is annotated as putative anthranilate phosphoribosyltransferase. The transcript is spliced from 2 exons. The record is from RefSeq and is a predicted model, not a curated record. Gene Ontology annotation, biological process: L-tryptophan biosynthetic process. Gene Ontology annotation, cellular component: cytosol. Lineage: Eukaryota; Fungi; Ascomycota; Eurotiomycetes; Eurotiales; Thermoascaceae. Gene Ontology annotation, molecular function: anthranilate phosphoribosyltransferase activity. Bases 218 to 1510 code for a protein of 430 amino acids.
GAUCCCAAAAAGGAAAAGGUCGGAUGUCAAGGCGGUCUGUUUCUGCCGGUGCAGGAUGACUCGUUUCCGUCCGAGUAAGAAAUGAUCUCCGGUGUAACGCCGAAUCAAGCAUACAAGGGCAGGCUCAAUUGCCAGAUGCGCGUGCCGUUCAAUUGAUAAUCAUUGCGCACGUACUUUUGUCGUCUCUACUUCGUACAUAUUCCCCUUGGUCAAUACUAUGGCUGCUCCCGCCGAAGAAAAACCCGAGCCCGUCUCGAUCUCACCCCUCCUAAAGAGCCUGGCCUACCCCGCAGCAGGGGAGAUUCAGGUCUCUGCAGAGGAAAUUGCCAGUGCAUUCGCUCUGAUUUUCGAGGAUCGAAUCUCAGUGAUCCAGACCGCUGCUCUGCUCACACUCCUGCAUUCCACUGGUAAAGAUCGGGAGUCGGAUGUGAUCGCAAAAUGUUCGCAACGCAUGAGAGAGGCAGCAAGCCAGAUCGAAAAGCAGUCAUUGAAGAAAGCAGUCAAGGCUAGGGGUCGGAAAGAGGGCAAUUACAGAGGUGGACUGUGCGACAUCGUUGGUACCGGCGGUGACUCGCACUCGACCUUCAACAUUUCCACAACCUCCUCAAUAAUCGCAUCUCCGCUCCUCAUGAUGGCAAAGCAUGGAAACCGUGCGCAGACCUCGUUCUCGGGCUCAGCGGAUGUCCUUAACGCGGUCGAACCGGUACCUCCCAAGAUCUCCGCGGUGACUGCCGAUAACAUUGCGAAAGUGUAUGAGCAGACGAACUACGCCUUCCUCUUCGCACCCAACUUUCACCCUGGCAUGAUGUACGCAAACCCUGUCCGCCGCGGCCUCGGUAUCAGAACGAUAUUCAACCUGAUGGGUCCGUUGGCGAAUCCCGUCGACUGGGCUCUGGAAGCCCGGGUGGUCGGCGUCGCAUACCAGAGCCUGGGACCUGUUUUCGUUGAGGCUUUGAGACUAAGUGGUGCAAAGAAGGCAAUGGUCGUCUGCGGUGAAGAAGACAUGGACGAGAUCAGCUGUGCCGGAAAGACCAACUGCUGGAGGCUGUCGGAAUAUCCCAAUCCAGCUUACAAGGGAUCGUCGGACGAUGACGACGCCAGCACAAGCGAUGAAGAUGCUCCUUCUCGAACGCUUGUCAAGCUCGAGACAUUCCAGCUUCACCCAUCUGACUUCGGGCUUCCCACUCACCCGUUGUCCGAUGUGUACGGAAGGAAGAUGCCCAAGGACAACGCUGCGAAGCUGAUGAGCAUUCUACGCAACGAACUUGCUCGCGAUGAUCCGAUCCUGGACUUCGUACUGAUGAAUGUCGCAGCGCUCCUCGUCGUCUCCGGCAUCUGUGAGGCUGACACCAGUAACAUGGGUCCUGGUGAUGACGGUAAGGUCAUCACUGAACGGGGCCCUGGUGGCGGACGCUGGAAGGAAGGUGUCCGACGAGCUAGGUGGGCAGUGGAGAGUGGCCAAGCACUGAAGACAUUUGAGGAGUUUAUUCAGGCAACAAAUAAUCUGUGAUAUUCUUACGAUGUAGAACGGGAUGGAUAGGAUUGGAAUUUGGGAACAAAAAAAAAGGUUGUGUUCGAAUUCUUCUGUAUAGCGUACUGGGUUCAGCAGGACAGUAUGUCCUUUAGAAUCGAAAGCACUUUGGAGGGAGAACCAUCCUCUUGGUUACUCCUUGUGCUAGGUUUGUCCGUGAACGAGUCAUGCUCUCUCUGCAAUGAUCCCUUCCGCUUGAACUGCCUCUAGAUUGCUUUUUUUAUAUGAUGAAAACCCUCUAGACU